Messenger RNA from Spea bombifrons (plains spadefoot toad), 1831 nucleotides. It is a transcript of the gene API5, whose product is annotated as apoptosis inhibitor 5. Gene Ontology annotation, molecular function: RNA binding. The record is from RefSeq and is a predicted model, not a curated record. The transcript has 14 exons. Lineage: Eukaryota; Metazoa; Chordata; Amphibia; Anura; Pelobatidae. The coding region runs from base 127 to 1698 and encodes 523 amino acids. Gene Ontology annotation, biological process: negative regulation of apoptotic process. Gene Ontology annotation, cellular component: nucleus.
UUUCUUGCCGUUUCUCGGUUGUUUGUCGCUACGCACGCACGGGAGCCCGGGAGAGUCAGAGGCCCGAGCAUCAAGGCUAACGGACUAACCAGCGCAGUACACAUCGUGGCCGUACCCCAGGCAGCCAUGCCUACAGUAGAGGAGCUAUACCAGAACUACGGCAUCCUGGCCGAUGCCAAGGACGACCUGAGCAAGCACAAAAAUGCAUACCAGGUUAUUCUGGACGGCGUGAAGGGAGGAGCCAAGGAGAAAAGACUCGCAGCUCAAUUCAUCCCCAAAUUCUUCAAGCAUUUCCCUGACUUGUCAGAUGCCGCUCUCAAUGCCCAGCUCGACCUUUGCGAAGAUGAAGAUGUUUCUAUCCGUAGGCAAGCGAUCAAGGAGCUGUCACAGUUUGCCACGGGGGAGAACCUUCCUCGCGUUGCGGAUAUUCUGACACAGCUGCUGCAGUCAGAUGACUCUGCGGAGUUUAACCUGGUGAACAACGCUUUGUUGAGCAUCUUUAAAAUGGACGCAAAAGGCACCUUAGGUGGCUUGUUCAGCCAGAUCCUUCAAGGAGAAGAUAUCGUCCGCGAGAGGGCCAUUAAGUUCCUUGCCUCCAAAAUGAAACAUCUGCCAGAAGAAGUUAUGACAAAGGAGGUGGAGGAUUUCAUAUUGUCCGAAUCUAAAAAGGUUCUGUACGAUGUUACCGGCGAAGAGUUUGUUUUGUUCAUGAAGAUCCUCUCGUCGUUGAAGAACUUGCAGACACUCAGCGGCAGACAGCAGCUGGUGGAUUUGGUUUCGGAGCAGGCCGGAAUGCAUCAAACCCUAAACCCAGCAGAUCCUGACUCUGUAGACCGCCUGCUCCAGUGCAUGCGCCAGGCUGUGCCCUUUUUCUCGAAAAACGUCCACUCUACUAAAUUUGUGACCUAUUUCUGUGAGAACGUCCUUCCUGUCUUGAGCUCCAUGACCAGUCCUGCAGAAGGCAUAGACGUCCAGCUUGAGGUUCUUAAAUUGUUGGCGGAGAUGAGCUCAUUCUGCGGAGACAUGGAUAAACUGGAAUCCAACUUGAACAAGCUUUUUGACAAACUGUUGGAGUACAUGCCCCUUCCACCCGAAGAAGUAGAAAAUGGCGAGAACGCUGCGAGUGAGGAACCCAAGCUGCAGUUCAGCUACGUGGAAUGCUUACUCUUUAGUUUCCACCAACUCGGCAGAAAGCUCCCCGACUUCCUUAUCGCUAAAGUGAACGCAGAGCAGCUGAAGGAUUUCAAAAUCAGGUUGCAGUACUUCGCACGGGGGCUUCAGGUCUACAUUCGGCAGCUGCGCCUGGCUCUUCAAGGAAAGUCCGGAGAGGCUCUCAAAACCGAAGAGAACAAAAUCAAGGUGGUGGCUUUAAAAAUAACCAACAAUAUCAAUGUUUUAAUUAAGGAUUUGUUUCACAUUCCCCCAUCCUACAAAAGCACAGUGACUCUGUCCUGGAAGCCAGUGCAAAAAACAGAGACCCCACAAAAAAGAACAAGUGAAGAGACUACCUCUAGCUCACCUCCCAAAAAGCCAAUACAGGGGCCCAAAAGAGAUGCCCGGCAGAUUUACAACCCACCCAGCGGCAAAUACAGCGGAGGGCUUGGGAAUUUCCCUUAUGAGCAACGAGGAGGUUUCCGCGGGGGCCGAGGUAGAGGCUGGGGUGGACGUGGCAGCCGCAGCAGAGGAAGAGUCUAUUAAAGACGCCGUUUAAAACCGGAGCAGAAGACCUGCCUAGAUUUCCACUUGAAGGCUGGACUGAUGACAAUGAUCUGGCGGGGGUUGCCUUUGGCCUACAGACUUUUAACAUUAAAAGCAUUCUUUCUACCUUUUA